Messenger RNA from Sclerotinia sclerotiorum 1980 UF-70, 846 nucleotides. RefSeq lists its product as hypothetical. Gene Ontology annotation, cellular component: cytosol. The record is from RefSeq and is a predicted model, not a curated record. The transcript is spliced from 2 exons. Gene Ontology annotation, molecular function: aldose reductase (NADPH) activity. Bases 1 to 846 code for a protein of 281 amino acids. NCBI's taxonomy places the organism in Eukaryota, Fungi, Ascomycota, Leotiomycetes, Helotiales, Sclerotiniaceae.
AUGGCCCUUAAUCGCUCCUUUAAGUUGAACUCAGGAUAUAGUAUUCCGGCUGUUGGCUUGGGAACAUGGCAGUCAAAACCAAACGAAGUCAAGGAAGCUGUCGCAUUUGCGUUGAAAUCAGGAUAUCGCCAUAUUGAUGCAGCGGCAGUCUACGGAAAUGAAACGGAAGUCGGAGAAGGUAUCAAAGCAUCAGGGAUAGACAGGAAAGACAUUUUUAUCACUGGUAAAUUGUGGAAUACAGACCACAAGCCCGAAGAUGUGGAGGAAGCGCUCGAUAGAACAUUACGAGAUCUCCAGACGGAUUAUCUUGACCUUUAUCUCAUCCACUGGCCGGUUGCAUUCCCAAAGUCUGAAGAGAGCUUUCCCGUUGAUCCCAAAACCGAGGAAAUCAUUGUAAUCGAUGUCCCAAUCAAAGACACAUGGGCAGCAAUGGAAGGUCUCGUGAAGAAGGGAAAGAUCAGGAGUAUUGGAGUUAGCAAUUUCACCAGAGAAAAAGUCGAGACUCUGUUAAAAACUGCAACCAUUCCACCAGCUGUCAACCAAAUCGAGGCACACCCUUAUUUGCAACAACCAGAACUGUUGGAGUGGCACAAAUCUCAAAAUAUUGCAGUAGCGGCUUAUAGUCCACUUGGCAACAAUAUCUACAACCUGCCCAAGGGCGUAGAUGAUCCUACCGUGCUUUCUGUGGCGAAAAGUCUUGGAAAACAGCCUGCUCAACUUCUUAUUAGCUGGGCUGUUCAGAGAGGUACCAUAGUUCUCCCAAAAUCCGUUACACCGGAGCGUAUAAAGGACAACUUCCAAGGUUUGUUAUCCCCAGAAAAUCAGACUUUAAGGGGUUUAAGCUAA